AUGGAUCGCCGAGACACCAACUACCUGCUUUAUGAGGGACUUGAUAAGGAUGAAGAAAAACGGAAUGGUGGAAAAGCACAGAUCUUCUUUCUGACUGGAGAGGGAAGAAUGGAAAAAGACAGUGGUCAGGGCCAGGCUGGAGCCGCCGCAGCCGAAGGGGAAGGAGCAGAAGAAUUCAGUGGAGAAGGUCCCUCAGUUGCCGGUGCCUCAGGCCUCAUGGAUAACUUGAAACAAGAGGACCAGGGCACCAGCCGCAGUGACCCGGAGAAAGAGAAGCAGCCAAAAGAGCCCGUCCGCAGGGACAUGGAGGUUACAGAAUGUGUACAACCUGUGUCCGUCCUGGUGCGCCAGCGUUGCUUCCACUACAAGUUCAACCAGUGGCAGUUGCAGGAGCUGGAGCGGUUUUUCCAGCAAAAUCACUACAUCAGUGCAGAACUAAGAAAACAGCUGGCAAGAUGGAUAGGCGUGAGUGAAGCUAGAGUUCAGAAUUGGUUUAAGGGGAGGCGAGAACAAUACAAGAGAGAUCAGAAGCUAAAAUAUGCAGAGAGGCACAACCGACAGCAAGCCGCAAGCCACUUCGACGCCGGCAUUCCGGACAUGGAGCGUCAAAACUUCGAUUACCAACAUUUUGUGGGACUUGACGACGACGACGACGACGACAACUGGGAUGAGGCUGAGGCACUGAGGGUCUUGCAGGCUGGAGAGGGAAGAAAUGAGGAAGCGAGUGGAUGGGUCCAGGCUGGGCGCGGAGUCGCGGUCAUAGCCGCAGCAGCAGCAGCAGAAGGAGCAGGAGAAGGCCCCUCAGCUGCUGGUGCAGCAGGCCUCGUGGAUGACGGGAACCAAGAGGGCGCUGCCGGUGGCCAUGGCCAGGAGAAUGAGCCGCAGCCUCAGGAGCCAGAUCGCGGGGCCAUGGGCGACAAUGAGGCUGUGGCGCAACUCGCGCCAGCGCCAGCGCCAGCGCCAGCGCCAAGGCCCAAACACAGCAGGUUCGCCCGCUGGCAGCUGUCUAAGCUGGAGAGUGUUUUCCAGUCUACUCACUACAUCAAAGCAAACGCAAGGUGA
This is a messenger RNA of Myodes glareolus (Bank vole), 1062 nucleotides long. The record is from RefSeq and is a predicted model, not a curated record. NCBI's taxonomy places the organism in Eukaryota, Metazoa, Chordata, Mammalia, Rodentia, Cricetidae.